Messenger RNA from Camelina sativa (false flax), 960 nucleotides. RefSeq lists its product as uncharacterized. Lineage: Eukaryota; Viridiplantae; Streptophyta; Magnoliopsida; Brassicales; Brassicaceae. The record is from RefSeq and is a predicted model, not a curated record.
CGACUACAGCGACCAAAAAAAAGCAAACGGAGAACCACUACCCAAACUCAUGGAGAAAACGAGUAAGAGAGGCAAAUCUCAUUUCGAAAGUUUUCUUAAGCAAGCAAACGGAGAACCGCUUCCCGAACUCAUGGAGAAAAUGAGUGUGAGAGGCAAAACUAAUUUCACAAGUUUCCUUAAGCAUAUCUCUCCAAGAGUCCUCGUCAAAUCCCGUAUCCAGAAUCGUGUGGGAUCGUCUUCUUCAAGAGCCAAAGCUGAAGGAGUGAGAAAGCCUCACAUUGUCCUGAAUGACAUUUGGAAAGCCUACAACGUUUGGAGCUGUUAUACUGUUGGCAUUCCUAUUACGCUGAAUUGGAGAAGUGUUAAUCAGUACUAUGCUCCCACCCUCUCUGCGAUCCAAAUCUUCACCAAGAAGCCUCUCAUCGAUGGAUCUUCUUCAAGGAGCUUUGCUGAGGACUGUCAUCUUUACUUGGAGUUUAACCAGACAAUGAGAAUUGAAGACAGGCCUCCUCUUAUUGAAACUGUUACGAAUCUAGCUAAAAAGCACCAUGGAUUGAGUAGCCUAAAAAUCUCUGAUCUCUCUGAAAACAGUUGGUUUGCUGUAUCUUGGUCCCCGUCAGUUCAAAUUCCAGAAGUGCAAGUCGUGAAGGGAUAUUUCAUAACAUAUCAUUCAUUCACACCCGCGUUUCCAGCAACAUGUCCUCAAGAGAACAAAUUGAAAUUUGAGCUUCCUGCUUUUGGAGUGGUGGGUUCCAAGCUCUCCAACAAUGUUUGGAUCAUCCCAGGGACCACGGAUCAAGAGAACAUGAAUAGUCUUGAGGAGUCUGCUGCCUCCUGGCUGGGGAAAGUCAUGUUCACUCACACCGAUUUCGACAUGUUUAUGGCUCAGAAGAAACCUAAUGACCUGCCAUCUCCAAGUGGGGUGGUUACUGGUGAGUGAUGACUAUCUCUGCAAUGAGC